Molecule: messenger RNA, 1600 nt
Organism: Ziziphus jujuba (common jujube)
Lineage: Eukaryota; Viridiplantae; Streptophyta; Magnoliopsida; Rosales; Rhamnaceae
Product: mitochondrial uncoupling protein 5
Exons: 1
Coding region: 484-1464 (326 amino acids)
Biological process (GO): oxaloacetate transport; mitochondrial transport; succinate transmembrane transport
Cellular component (GO): mitochondrial membrane
Molecular function (GO): malate transmembrane transporter activity; oxaloacetate transmembrane transporter activity; sulfate transmembrane transporter activity
Source: RefSeq, a predicted model, not a curated record
CUGGCGGUCAAGUCUGGUCGCUCUGGGGCUUUUUCUAUGACCACCAAAAUUUUCCUUCUUGGUAGGAGUUGGGUAAUGGGACCCACCAACCGCGUCUUACAACCAUAACCCACUACCAUUCACCAUCAUUCGGCGGAUCUUCUUCUUCCAUCCUCUUUCAUUUUCUCUUCUCCUUUGCUUACUAUAUAUAUUCUCCAACGCUCUCUUCCCCCAGACGCACAAACAGAGCACCCCAUUCUUAACUCGGCAUAUGUCUCAAAGGCCCUACGUUCCUCAUUCUUCCUCCAUAGGUUUUGGCCUCCAUUCUCAUCUUCUCGUUUCCACUUAUAUGAAACCCAACUCCUACUGGUCCUAAACUCCUUUUUUGUUGUUCGACCAACUCUCAAAAUCCCACAAACAAUUUUGAGAAACCCAGUUGAUUUUGAUCUUGAAUUGGAUUUUUUUUUUAAUUAUUAUUUUAUUGUCUUUUGACAAUUUUACAAUAUGGGUAUCAAAGGUUUUGUUGAAGGAGGUAUAGCUUCCAUUGUUGCAGGAUGUUCGACUCACCCUCUGGAUCUCAUUAAGGUCCGAAUGCAACUCCAGGGUGAGAAAGGCCAUGUCCAAAACCCACACCGGAUUCAAACUCUCCGUCCCGCUUUCGCUUUCCCGUCAACUUCUGCAACCAUGGUUGCUCCAGGAACAACUACUCUCCACGUUCCUCCGCCGCCGCGUGUCGGACCCAUCUCUGUCGGCGUGCGUAUCGUUCAAAAGGAAGGGGUGGCCGCUUUAUUUUCCGGCGUCUCCGCCACCGUCCUCCGUCAAACACUCUACUCCACAACCCGAAUGGGCCUCUACGACGUCCUUAAGCAGAAGUGGGCCGACCCGGAGUCCGGAAACAUGCCGCUGACCCGAAAGAUAGCGGCAGGGCUAAUAGCCGGCGGAGUGGGUGCCGCCGUCGGGAACCCGGCCGACGUAGCCAUGGUCCGCAUGCAGGCCGAUGGCCGGCUCCCGCCGGCGCAGCGCCGGAACUACAAGGGCGUCGGCGACGCCAUUUCGCGGAUGGCGAAGGCAGAAGGCGUUGCUAGCCUGUGGCGCGGUUCGACGCUUACGGUGAACCGCGCGAUGAUCGUGACGGCGUCGCAGUUGGCGUCAUACGAUCAGUUCAAGGAGAUGAUAUUGGAAAAGGGUUUGAUGAAGGACGGGCUUGGGACCCACGUAACGGCGAGCUUCGCCGCGGGGUUUGUAGCGGCGGUGGCGUCGAAUCCAGUGGACGUGAUAAAGACAAGGGUGAUGAACAUGAAGGUGGAGUCCGGGGAGAUCCCACCUUAUCGUGGGGCCGUAGACUGUGCCUUGAAAACUGUGAGGUCGGAGGGUCUUAUGGCACUCUACAAGGGCUUUAUUCCUACUAUUUCUAGGCAAGGACCUUUCACGGUGGUUCUGUUUGUGACUCUUGAGCAGAUUAGGAAGAUUUUUAAGGAGUUCUGAAUUUGGGGUAAAAGACGAUGACGAUAGAGUUUUAUUGAUUAGCUUUUUUGUUUUUUUUUUAACCAAUUUUGAUUGCAAUUUAACAUUAAAAUGUUUGGGGGUUUUUAUAUUUUAAAGAUUUUGAAAAAUUUACUCA